Molecule: messenger RNA, 3605 nt
Organism: Hemicordylus capensis (graceful crag lizard)
Lineage: Eukaryota; Metazoa; Chordata; Lepidosauria; Squamata; Cordylidae
Gene: DCAF7
Product: DDB1 and CUL4 associated factor 7
Exons: 7
Coding region: 164-1192 (342 amino acids)
Cellular component (GO): nucleus
Molecular function (GO): protein binding
Source: RefSeq, a predicted model, not a curated record
GGCGUCUGGAGAAGCCAAUGAGUGGCCAGUGUUUGAAUAGGGUGGAUGAAGGGGCGGGGUUUCUCCAUAGUCGUCGUGCGAGGUGAGGAACGACUGUCGGGGUCGCUGUUACGGGAGGCGGCGAGGGAGGCCGUGUGGGGCCCUGGGUCCGAGCUCGCCCGCCAUGUCGCUGCACGGCAAGCGCAAGGAGAUCUACAAGUACGAGGCGCCAUGGACCGUCUACGCCAUGAACUGGAGCGUCAGGCCUGACAAGCGCUUCAGGCUCGCGUUGGGGAGCUUCGUGGAAGAGUACAAUAACAAGGUUCAGCUUGUUGGGCUAGAUGAGGAAAGCUCUGAAUUCAUUUGCAGGAACACUUUUGAUCACCCAUAUCCCACUACCAAGCUUAUGUGGAUCCCAGACACCAAAGGGGUUUAUCCGGACCUCUUAGCAACCAGUGGUGACUACCUGCGUGUUUGGAGAGUGGGUGAAACAGAGACCAGGUUAGAGUGUUUGCUAAACAACAAUAAGAAUUCUGACUUUUGUGCUCCAUUGACAUCUUUUGAUUGGAAUGAAGUGGAUCCUUAUCUACUGGGCACUUCUAGUAUUGACACAACUUGCACAAUCUGGGGUUUGGAGACAGGUCAGGUCUUGGGAAGAGUGAAUCUGGUGUCGGGCCAUGUCAAGACUCAGCUGAUUGCCCAUGACAAAGAGGUAUACGAUAUUGCAUUCAGCCGUGCAGGAGGUGGGAGAGACAUGUUCGCUUCUGUUGGUGCUGAUGGUUCAGUGAGGAUGUUUGACCUGCGGCACCUGGAGCACAGCACUAUUAUCUAUGAAGAUCCUCAGCACCACCCAUUGCUCCGCCUUUGCUGGAAUAAGCAGGACCCUAAUUAUCUUGCAACAAUGGCAAUGGAUGGCAUGGAGGUGGUGAUUCUAGAUGUUAGAGUCCCUUGUACACCUGUUGCCAGGUUGAAUAAUCACAGAGCAUGUGUAAAUGGCAUUGCUUGGGCUCCCCACUCCUCUUGUCAUAUCUGCACAGCAGCGGAUGACCAUCAAGCUCUCAUUUGGGAUAUCCAGCAAAUGCCUCGUGCUAUUGAGGACCCAAUCUUGGCUUAUACAGCAGAAGGAGAAAUCAACAAUGUACAGUGGGCAUCAACUCAGCCGGACUGGAUAGCAAUCUGUUACAACAACUGUCUGGAAAUACUAAGAGUGUAAAAAUGGCUGUGCUGCAGGAGAGAUGGAGCAGGAUGGCAGUCUUUCUCCUCACUUAUAAAGUUAAAAACAAAACUCCAUCUAAAUGGUGCCACUUGUUCUAGGAAGGCUUGCAACUGGAAUUGUUGGUUUGUUACUAAUAUUUUUCCUCUUCUCUCCCCCACUCCCUGAUUUAAAAGUUUCAGAAGUGUACUGAGCCUUUUAGGUUCUUAAUAAUUCUUUCAACUGAAGCAAUGUAUAUAUGACAGCCACAUGUUAUGACACUGACUGGCUAUUAACACCUUGAAAGAAAUCAUUCUGAUGAUGCUGUUAAAUGCCUGAAUAUUGUUCAAAAUUCUAGUGAUUGGAUACCAAGCUAACUUUCAGUAAAGAACUAUUUUCUACUUCUUCCUCUGUUCUCUUCCCCUAUGUCCUCGUCUUAUUUUUAUUGAUACUAGUGAUGAACCUUGUAAGGGCUUCUUCUGUAAUUAAAGAUCUAGUACUGUCAAAACUAUAUACAAGAAAUUGAGUGUUAUAGCAGCUCUUGCAGGAACACAAAAGAUCUAACAACUGAGCUGGCUCCUCUUUUCUCCCUAUCUUCUCCAAAUCUAGUACACCAGUAAUGUCAUUAAGAUGAUGUUACACUCUCCUUACCGCCCCCUCAACCCCACACACAGAGCAAGCUUUAAUUUAGUAUGCCAUGGUAACCUGGUCAUUGGGAAAUAAACUAUUUCCUGGUUUCAUUUCCUUUCCUCAUUUCCCCCCAUGCAGAGUCCUCCAAAUAAAAGCAGCGUGUAAUGGUGUGGAUAUGUAGAUGCCUAUCUAGCCUCUAAGCAGAGAAAUGAACUCUAGUUUGUGUGUGUGUCCCACCCCAUUACGUUCCUCGCUAAAAGUAGGAAGCCAAGCCACAGAUAAUACUACUGACCCAUAAGAGACAGUAAUCCUUUCCCAAGACAAGUUUUGCUUUCACCCUUCUAAGACUGUCUUUUAUCCCAGGGCUCUUUAUUUUGGCAAAGAGAUGUAUCCAGCAUAAUGCAAAAUUCUUUCCCUAUAGUAUAUGAAAAAUGCUUAGUUUAAAUGUUGACACUUGUAUACACUAUGAUGGCACUGUUUUUCUUAGAACAUUCAUAUAUGACCAGACACACAUAAUUCACUAUAAAAUACUCACUUUUCUCUUACUGAGAUGCCUCAUACUGCUGUUUCAAUGCACACUGAGGCUUCAGUAAUGCCAGUUGUUUGUUGUGGUACCUUUUUGCAACAUUAAACAUGAAUGUAUUUGUGUCUAUGUACCUCUCUGAAGUUCUCAUAGGAUGGUCAUGCUGGCUUCCCCAAAGAUCAGAGAGAAGGCAAAAAAUGGUUGCAUAUCAGACCAUUUCUCUUCUAGAGCUCAUGAAGCACUAAGAUGAGGGAGGUGUGGCAAAAAGACCCUUUCUUGCCCCACCAUCAGUGUUGUACAUCAUGAGAUGAAAGGAAAAGUAGCAAACCUAUCACAUACUUAUUUUAUAGUACUUAGUCAGUGUUGCGAAAACUUGGUAACUGCUAAAUGUCUAAACAGUACUCUUGCUGAAGUUAAACUAAGUGUGAAAGAAAAUGAAUUGUCCAUCUCUCUCUCACCCCUUGCUAACACUUCUAGUAGGAAAAGAAGUUAUAGUCCCACAGAAAUAAAAAAGGUAGAUUCACUCAAAAUGUUCCAGUUCACCUUGUUUGUAUAGGUUGAACAGAGUUGAUCUGAGGCACUUGUGCCAGAGGCAUGUGGUAAACCAAGGAUGUACACAGCGAAGGGGCAAAGACUUACAUGCCUAGAAUGCACUUGCAAAGCAAUGUUAGAAAGUGUUGGGUUUUUGAUCAAGUGAUAAAUACGAGUUUGUGGUAUCUCAAAAGGAACAAAGAUGUCCGUGUACAGGAUAUUAAUCUGAACUGAAACUUUUUUACUAACCAAUAGUAAACUGUAAGAUGUUGGCUUAUGUUGUGUACUCCCUCUGUUGUGACGAUUUCCUAAAAGUGUGAACUUCGUAGCAUGGCUGUAUAAAAGUUCCAGACUCCUUGUUCUUUCAAAUAAGCAAUAGUGACUUGCAUUCUGUUUUUUGGUCUAGGAUGUUGCAUAUAUUUUCUUAUUCAAUAUUGUUUUGCAAAGUUGUUAAUGCACUAGAUUUAAUCUUACCUUUUAUGUGACAUACAGUGGUUAACUUGUUGCAAUAUUCCCUUUUUAUUUUUAUGGAGAAAUUAUAAUGAAAUUGACUCUAUCUUGGUUUUGAACACCUAAUUUCUGAAAUUGUAUUGAAACUCUGUAAAAAGUUUAAAGGUUUUUUAAAAAGGUUGAAGUAGAAUGCUGGAAUUUUUAAAAUGUUGAACUUGCUUCCUGUGUAGACUUUAGCUGGUUUCAUUCCCUUUGUGUUCUGCCUUUUCUUACAUUUUAAUAAAAUUGAACAUUUCUAAA